GUGAUGAUCCUACUUCAGAGAACCAACGGAGACUGGUGGCAGGUGAGGAAGGCGGACGCCACCGAGGGCUUUGUGCCCGCCAACUACGUUAAAGAGGUGGAGCCCAAGGUCGUGCAGAAGGUCAUCAAGCAGCCUGUCAAGGUCCCCGAGAAGGUCAAGGUCAAGAAGAUUGUGAUGAAGAAAGAAGUGGUGAAGAAGAAGAAGAGCCGGUCUUCUUUGAGGCGUGCGCCUUCUGUGCGGUCCAAGUCCAACCUUCACUUCGACAAGGACAACGUGGAGUCAAGGCAGAGAGGCCUCACCACGCAGUACUCUAAGCUGGUCAAACUCUCUCAGGCCAGAAAGAUCAGCCUGGAGGACGCUAUCAAGCUGUUCCACUUCUUCAGCGAAUGCAACGAGUUCGAAACCUGGAUGAAGGAAAAGAACCUGCUGACUAGUCUGGCCGCCAACAAGGGCCGUCUGGACGCCAUUAACCAGCUCGCUGACGUCAUCGUCAAGUCCGGAAGUUCACAGAAGGACAAGGUCACUCAGCGGAAAAAGGAAAUUAACGACAGAUGGGAGAGACUGAACCAAUUGAAGGUUGAGAAAGAAAAGAGCCUGAAAGGAGCCUCCAGGGCCAGGCGGGCUCCCGUAAGGACACACUGAGUGACGCCAACAACCAGCAACGAUUUAACGACGACGCCAAGGACUUGCUGCUGUGGGCCAGUGGUGUGAAGAGGACUCUGGCCAGUGCUGAGAUGCCCCAUGACGUCAAAAGUGCUGAGGACAUGCUAAAGGCUCAUGACGAGGUGAUGGACGACAUUAAGGCACACAGGGACAAGUUUUCAACAGAGAAGCAGACCAGAUCGAUGCGGUGACCAGCAGCCAUGAGGCUUUCCUGGACUUUGACGACAUGGGGAGCACCGUGGAUGACGUGGAGGGUCUGUUCCGACGCCACGAGGACUUCGAGAAGAAACUCCAGGCCCAGGAUGACAAGGUCAAGGCCCUGAAUGAACUCGCCGACAAACUGGUGGCCGAGGGUCACCCGGACAGCGAGAAAAUCGACAAACGUCGCAAGUCUGUACUGGAGAGAAGACAGAAGGCCAAGGACCGGGCCGCGGACAGACACCAGGCUCUGCUGGCCUCCCAGGCCUUCCAGAAGUUUAAGAGAGAUGCUAAUGAGCUGUCUGAUUGGAUGAAGGAAAAGAUGAAGACUGCGACCGAUGAGUCUUACCGGGACCUUAGCAACCUGCAGGCCAAGCUUCAGAAACACGCGGCCUUUGAGGCAGAACUCAAGGCCAACAACGAGAGACUGAAAGGACUGAUUUGGACAGAGAGAUUCAGGGUCACCAGGGCGCCAUCGACAAAGUGACGUCGGAGGGUGACCGUCUGGUCGCUGGUCAUCACUUCAACUCCAAGGCCAUCCGAGACAAGAACCAGGAGCUACAGGUGUCCUGGGACGACCUGCUGAAGAAGUGCAAGAACCGCAAGAAAAAUCUGGACAUCUCUCUGCAGACGCAGAAGUACUUCUCUGAGGUAGCAGAGGUCGAGGCGUGGAUCAACGACAAGAUGGCGCUGGUCACCAGCAAAGACUUCGGCAAGGAUGAAAACGCCGCAGACAAACUUCUAGCUAAGAACAAUGUGUUGGAGACAGACAUCCAGACGUACCAGGCGAUCGUCAACGGGCUGGGCAAGGAGUCGUCUCGUCUCUUCAAGCUGGGAUACUCGGACCCGCAGGCGCUGAGGAAAGCACAGGUCUGUCUUUGAAAUAAUAAUAAUGAUGAUGAUAAUA
Messenger RNA from Aplysia californica (California sea hare), 1768 nucleotides. RefSeq names its product spectrin alpha chain, non-erythrocytic 1. The record is from RefSeq and is a predicted model, not a curated record. Gene Ontology annotation, biological process: actin cytoskeleton organization. Gene Ontology annotation, cellular component: plasma membrane; cortical actin cytoskeleton; cell junction. Gene Ontology annotation, molecular function: actin filament binding. NCBI's taxonomy places the organism in Eukaryota, Metazoa, Mollusca, Gastropoda, Aplysiida, Aplysiidae.